CUGUACCGUCAGUCGCGAGAGGGAGAGGGGACAGUAGCUAUAGAAACAGUCAGAAGACCAAUCCACGGCGAAAGGAGAAGAGCAAUCUAUAGCGAGCGCAUUUCAACAAAUUCCGUGCCAGGAAACUGUGAAAAUACAGUCGCGAUUAAAAAAAGACAGACAAUGACAUUGUGACCGUCCAAUGAAACGAAAGGCAACAAGAAUAUAAAAUCUGACGUCAAGCCAACAUUCACCAAACAGGAAAAGAUAUUACUAUGACAACGACAGCUGGACGUUAGAAUCAGAAACGGACUCUUUUUGGAAAAACCUGCCCUUCUCCAUUUUUGACUGACAGCAACUGUAUCCAAUCACUGACUGGAUAGCACAACAAUGGCGUCCUAUAGCCCUGCCCCCACCAAGGAGGUGGUGCCAGAGGCGACCAAUGGCUGCGGGCAGCUGCAGAAGGCGGAGCCGGGCGAGUCGAUGAAGCUGAAGAAGGAGAUCUCUCUCCUGAACGGCGUGUGCCUGAUCGUGGGGAACAUGAUUGGCUCAGGCAUCUUCGUGUCGCCCAAGGGCGUGCUGAUGUACAGCGCCUCCUACGGGCUGGCGCUGGUGGUGUGGGCCAUCGGGGGGGUGUUCUCUGUGUUCGGGGCACUGUGCUACGCCGAGCUGGGCACCACCAUCACCAAGUCCGGCGCCAGCUACGCCUACAUCCUGGAGGCCUUCGGCGGCUUCCUGGCCUUCAUCCGCCUGUGGACCUCCCUCCUCAUCAUCGAGCCCACCAGCCAGGCCGUCAUCGCCAUCACCUUCUCCAACUACAUGGUGCAGCCUGUCUUCCCCACCUGCAUCGCCCCCUACCUGGCCAACCGCCUGCUGGCUGCCGCCUGCAUCUGUUUACUCACCUUUGUGAACUGUGCGUAUGUGAAGUGGGGAACGCGCGUCCAGGACUUCUUCACCUACGCCAAGGUCAUCGCCCUCAUCGCUGUCAUCAUCACCGGGCUCGUCAAGAUCUCCCAGGGUCAGACGCAGAACUUCGAGCACAUGUUCGAUGGCUCCUCGCGGGACCCAGGGGAUGUGGCUCUGGCCCUGUACUCCGCCCUCUUCUCCUACUCCGGCUGGGACACCCUCAACUUCGUCACCGAGGAGAUCAAAAACCCCGAGAGGAACCUUCCCCUGGCCAUCGCCAUCUCCAUGCCCAUAGUGACCGUGAUCUACAUCCUCACCAACGUGGCCUACUACACCGUGCUCGACAUGCACUCCAUCCUGGACAGCGAUGCUGUGGCUGUGACGUUUGCUGACCAGGUGUUCGGGGUGUUCAACUGGACCAUCCCUCUCGCUGUCGCCCUCUCCUGCUUCGGGGGUCUGAACGCGUCCAUACUCGCUGCCUCCAGGCUGUUCUUCGUGGGCUCCAGAGAGGGCCAUCUCCCUGACUACCUGUGCAUGAUCCAUGUCCAACGCUUCACCCCCAUCCCAGCCCUGCUCUUCAACGGGGCCAUGGCGCUGGUGUACCUGUGUGUGGAGGAUAUAUUUAAGCUGAUUAAUUACUACAGCUUCAGUUACUGGUUCUUUGUGGGCCUGUCAAUCAUGGGCCAGCUCUACCUGCGCUGGAAGCAACCGGACAGGCCACGCCCCCUGAAGCUGAGCAUCUUCUUCCCGGCGGUGUUCUGCCUGUGCACCGUGUUUCUGGUGGUGGUCCCGCUCUACAGCGACACCGUCAACUCCCUGAUCGGCAUCAGCAUCGCCCUGUCCGGAGUCCCCGUCUUCUUCCUCUGCUGCUACAUGCCCGCCCACCGGAGGCCCCUUUGGGUCCGGAGUGCCAUCGCCUCCUGCGGCAGACUGAUCCAGAAGGUCUGCUACUCAGUCCUGACGGAGAUGGACACAGACGACGAUAAAACCCAGUAAAUAAAUAAAAACAUCAAAUCAACAUGUCGACCACUGACCCAUGCACAACCCAGCACCAACUCCACCGAGACCGAGGACACAUCUGCCCACCCACCCCCGCUGAUGGACAUAACUGCCAGCCAGUUAGGCACGAGGGGUGGAACCCGUCGCCGUGGCAGCAGAAUGACAGCAGAAUAUCAUGUCAUCGGCAGGACUUGGCUCCCACACACAAACUGAUCUCAGAUCAGCCCUACGCACCCCACACACAGACACUAGUAAAGGGUCACUGGCAGUAAUGGUGAGUCACAGGGAGAGAGGAUUCAUACUCUAGGCCUGGGGCCUCUGAUAACACAGUACAGGGCAGAUAUGAGAACAGCCAUCCUGACGUAAUGAGAAUCACAUCUCCACCUUCACAGAAUCACAUCUCCACCUUCACAGAAUCACAUUCCAGCGCACCCAGUACGUACAUAUCUUGUGAGGGGUAACAUAUUGUGAAGGCACUAGUCAUCACUCAAACUGACGUUUAUAUCCGGAGUGGAGCUGGACUUUAGUCUUGGGGUGUAG
Molecule: messenger RNA, 2424 nt
Organism: Conger conger (European conger)
Lineage: Eukaryota; Metazoa; Chordata; Actinopteri; Anguilliformes; Congridae
Gene: slc7a7
Product: solute carrier family 7 member 7
Exons: 10
Coding region: 370-1881 (503 amino acids)
Biological process (GO): amino acid transmembrane transport
Cellular component (GO): membrane
Molecular function (GO): basic amino acid transmembrane transporter activity; L-amino acid transmembrane transporter activity
Source: RefSeq, a predicted model, not a curated record